Messenger RNA from Bipolaris maydis ATCC 48331, 605 nucleotides. The record is from RefSeq and is a predicted model, not a curated record. Lineage: Eukaryota; Fungi; Ascomycota; Dothideomycetes; Pleosporales; Pleosporaceae.
AAUCUAUGGGUUGUGGUACUAUUGUAAAACCUAGUGGGGACAGAGAUAGAUACACAAUAUCUGUAGCAAAUUUAAAAGAUUUAAUUACAAUAAUUAUACCCUUAUUUCAAACCCAUACUAUAUAUGGAGCAAAAUAUGAAGAUUUUUUAGACUUUUGUAAAGGUGUUUUUUUGUUAAAAGACAAGGCACAUUUAACUCCUGAGGGUUUGAAGAAAUUAAAAGAUUUAGUGGAUGGAAUGAAUACAGGAAGAAAAUUUUAAAGAUGACUAGAUGAUUUAACGUAUAUUGUAAUUUAUUUACUUGACUAUUUAACAAAGAAUGUAGCCGUUGAUUAAUGAGUUAAUCAAUUAUGAUAUCACUAUAUGCUGGGAUCACCUUACAUCAAGUUUAUUUAUAUUUUAAGUUUACCCUUAGAUAAGAUAAAUAAGAAAAUCUUGUGUUUUAGAAGAGGUUUUUCUAUUCUAAAAGGGGUUAAUCAGCAGGAAACGUCGUCGGAUGACGAUGGAUCCUCAGAGGCUACACGUGAUAUAACUUAUGAAUUUAAUGAAUUUUCUAAUUUAAUACCUCAACAUAAAAAAAAAGUCAACAAACAGUUUUUACAAUGA